GCAAAAGGCGAAUGGCGACCCGUCAAAAAAGCCAUGUUCGUAAAUACCCAGACUUUGUAGGGUAAAGUAGUAAAAUCGAAUAGGGUUUUACCCACCCAUAUUCCCUCCAUCGUCAUCGUCAGAGGAAGAAGAAGGACACUGAGCUGGUGAGGAAAGACAUGGUUUCUGAUAAUUCUCUCUCUUCUUCUAACAACAGCCGCUCUCCCGCUUCCAACUCCUUCACUACUCGAAUAUUUUCAGAUGUUGCAGGGGAUAUUACGAUCGUCGUUGAUGGAGAAUCCUUUCUGUUACACAAAUUUCCACUAGUGUCUCGCUGUGGAAAGAUUCGGAAAAUGGUUGCAGAUGCCAAAGAUUCUAAUAUAUCGAGAUUGGAGCUUCUAAACUUUCCAGGUGGACCCCAGACAUUUGAACUAGCAAUGAAAUUCUGUUAUAGCAUCAAUUUUGAGAUCACAGCUGCAAAUAUCGCCCACCUUCGCUGUGCUGCGGAAUACUUGGAAAUGACAGAAGACUACAGGGAAGAAAACUUGAUUGCACGAACUGAGGUCUAUUUGAAUGAGGUUGUAGCUCAGAGUCUUGAAAAGUCUGUGGAAGUUCUUUCAAGUUGUGAGCUGCUGCCUCCAAUAGCUGAAGAAGUGGGAAUUCCAAAGAGAUGUGUGGAGGCCAUCGCCGUUAAUGCUUGCAAGGAACAGUUGGUGUCAGGUCUAUCUCAGUUGGAUUGUGACAGUGAAUGUACAGCACUUAAGAGUGGUUGUCUUGAUUGGUGGGCUGAGGAUCUUUUAGUGCUAAGGAUUGAUUAUUAUCAUAGGGUUAUAUGUGCAAUGGGAAGAAUGGGUGUUCGACCAGAUAGCAUUAUAGUCUCUGUAAUGCAUUAUGCUCAGGCAUCACUGAAGGAUAUUGGGAAAUUUCAAGGUUGGAAUCCUGCAAAGAUGAAACCAGAUCCUGGCAUGGGAGAGAUUGAUCAGAGGACAAUUGUGGAAACUCUUGUAAGUCUCAUGCCGACUGAGAAAAGUUGUUCUACUCCACUCAGUUUCCUGUUUGGGAUGUUGAGAGCAGCAAUUAUGGUAGAUGCUAACAUUGCCUGCAGGCUUGAGCUGGAGAGGGCAAUUGCUCUUCGGUUGGAAAUGGUUUUGCUUGAUGAUCUACUUAUGCCAUCUCUCCGACCUGGUGAUUCAUUAUUUGACGUUGAUACUGUGCAUAGGAUACUGGUAAAUUUCUUGCAAAGGAUAGAAGAUGAAGAUGAUGAAGAUUGUGGGUAUGAAUCAGAAGGCCUUGGUUCUCCAGGACAUGGUUCUUUGUUGAAGGUUGGGCGGCUUGUAGAUGCAUACUUGGCAGAAAUUGCGCCUGAUCCUUGUUUGAGUUUGCAGAAGUUUAUUGCUAUGAUAGAAGUACUGCCCGACUAUGCUCGUGUGGUAGAUGAUGGACUAUAUAGAGCAGUUGAUAUAUAUUUAAAGGCCCAUCCAAUGCUCACUGAACACGAGUGCAAGAAACUCUGCAAGUUCAUAGACUGCCAAAAGCUCUCGCAAGAGGCUUGCAACCAUGCUGCACAGAAUGACCGACUGCCAGUACAGAUGACCGUGCGAGUUCUGCAUUGUGAGCAGCUACGGUUGAAGAAUGCCUUGUGUGGAAGCUCUGGAGAUGGAUUCAUGUCGCAGAGAAUUAGCAGUGGUGUGCCAAGUGCAGCUAUGUCACCUCGAGAUAAUUAUGCAUCUUUAAGGAGAGAGAACCGAGAACUUAAGCUUGAAAUUUCGAGGAUGAGAGUGAGACUGAGUGAGUUGGAGAAGGAACAGAUGGUAAUGAAGCAAGGAAUGAUAGAUAAGUCAGGAAAUGGGAAAACGUUUUUGACCUCCCUUUCUAGAGGUAUAGGAAGGAUUGGAAUAUUUAGCGGGCCCGGGGGUGGAAAACGACAAAAAUCUAGUCGAAAAUCUAGGGGAUCGGGAUUGGAAGGGAAACUUGGUAGGAGUCGAAGACAUUCUGUUUCUUAAGUGUUGGAAUUACUCAUUGUAUUUCAAACUAAACAUAACCUUUUGGAUCUUA
Messenger RNA from Carica papaya (papaya), 2034 nucleotides. RefSeq names its product Phototropic-responsive NPH3 family protein. The record is from RefSeq and is a predicted model, not a curated record. Gene Ontology annotation, molecular function: protein binding. NCBI's taxonomy places the organism in Eukaryota, Viridiplantae, Streptophyta, Magnoliopsida, Brassicales, Caricaceae.